This is a messenger RNA of Lolium rigidum, 633 nucleotides long. Its product is annotated as probable acyl-activating enzyme 16, chloroplastic. Gene Ontology annotation, biological process: fatty acid elongation. The record is from RefSeq and is a predicted model, not a curated record. Gene Ontology annotation, molecular function: long-chain fatty acid [acyl-carrier-protein] ligase activity. The coding region runs from base 1 to 633 and encodes 210 amino acids. NCBI's taxonomy places the organism in Eukaryota, Viridiplantae, Streptophyta, Magnoliopsida, Poales, Poaceae. Gene Ontology annotation, cellular component: chloroplast. The transcript has 8 exons.
AUGGCAAAUAUUCUGAGGGCCUUUGGUGUUGCUCCUGAUGAAAAGGUGGCUCUAUUUGCUGACAACUCAUGCCGGUGGCUUGUUGCUGAUCAAGGAAUCAUGGCUACUGGUGCUAUCAAUGUUGUUAGAGGAACAAGGUCUUUAGAUGAAGAACUGUUCCAAAUAUACAAUCACUCAGAAAGUAUUGCACUUGUUGUGGACAGUCCUCAAUUCUUUAACCAGCUUGCAGAAUCUUUCAUUUCAAGGAUUAAUGCAAGAUUUAUUGUGCUACUUUGGGGUGAUAAAUCAUCCCUAAAUAGUAAAGCUGUGAAGGACAUGCCAGUUUAUGACUACAAUGAUAUCACUGAACUUGGAAAAGAAAACCGUAAUGCAUUGCAUCAGUCUCCCGAGCAAGGUCAUGAUGGUGGCUUCGAAGCCAUUACUCCAGAAGAUGUUGCGACUCUAAUAUAUACUAGUGGAACAGGUGGUACACCAAAAGGUGUGAUGCUUACCCACCGAAAUCUCGUGCAUCAGAUGUUAAGAUGGCAAGUUGAUGUGGCCAGAGUUACUGGGCAGGAAGGGAUCUAUGUGGAUGGCAACGCCAACGGCGACUGUGGAAACGCCAAGGUGAUCGCGGUUCCAAAAGUUGGGUGA